Messenger RNA from Exophiala xenobiotica, 1119 nucleotides. RefSeq names its product pyridoxal kinase. Gene Ontology annotation, cellular component: cytosol. Bases 1 to 1119 code for a protein of 372 amino acids. Gene Ontology annotation, molecular function: pyridoxal kinase activity. The transcript is spliced from 4 exons. Gene Ontology annotation, biological process: pyridoxal 5'-phosphate salvage. The record is from RefSeq and is a predicted model, not a curated record. Lineage: Eukaryota; Fungi; Ascomycota; Eurotiomycetes; Chaetothyriales; Herpotrichiellaceae.
AUGGCUUCUCAGGAGAUAUCAACACCGGAGACAAAAGUGCUAGCCAUCGCUAGUCAUGUCGUAUAUGGAUAUGUCGGCAACACGAUGGCAACUUUUGUCAUGCAGACGCUAGGAUGUGACGUUGGCGCCAUCAAUACUGUACAGUUCAGUAAUCACACGGGCUACCGACAAUUCAAAGGCAGGCGCACGCCCGCCGACGAGAUCACCGAGUUGUACGACGGAUUGCGAAACUCGUAUUUGACCGACUUCGACGUGCUGUUGAGUGGGUACGCUCCUAGCGCGGAAGUCGUCCGCGCGGUUGCUCUUAUCGCAAGGGAUCUACGUUACCGGGCGACGGUCAAGCCUGGUCGGUUCUUCUGGAUCGUGGACCCCGUCAUGGGAGACCAGGGACGGUUGUACGUGGCCGAGGAUAUUGUGCCGGCGUACAAGCAGCUGGUUCGCGAGGCAGAUUUAAUCCUGCCGAAUCAAUUCGAGGCCGAGUUGUUGAGUGGGUUGAGCAUCAACAGUUUGACGGGUGUCGCGAAUGCCGUGAGCGCGAUGCACAAGACGUACGGGACUAGCCAUGUCGUGGUGACGAGCGUGACUGUGGGAGACGCUGCGAGGCCUGAUGAUCAAGAGGCGGUAUCCACGGGGAGUAUACUGACGGUGGUGGGGAGCAGCAAGCGACGCGACGGGAGCGCGCGCUUGUUCAAGGUCGAGGUGCCGCGGUUGGAUUGCUUCUUCAGUGGCACUGGGGAUAUGUUUGCAGGACUGAUGGUGGGGAGGUUACGCGAGGCGUGUGCCCAGAUGGGACUGCUGGACACGGCGGCGUGGAUGCCGGAUGAUGAUGUGCCGGCGGUCGAGUUGCCGCUGGCCAAGGCCACGGAGAAGGUGCUGAGUAGUAUGCACAUGGUCCUGGAGAAGACCAUCAAGGCCCGGGAUGAGGAGAUGAGCAGGUUCGGGCUGUCUCCUGGGGCGAGUGUCGGUGGCGUGGAGGGCCAAGGGGCGCCAGAGAGCGACAGCGAGGACAAGAGACGGUAUCUGGCGCAGACUAAGGCUGCAGAGGUGAGGGUCGUGAGGAACGCAAGGGAUCUGGUGUGUCCCGAGGAGAGAUUCAAGGCUGUUGCUAUGGAAGUAUGA